This is a messenger RNA of Artibeus jamaicensis (Jamaican fruit-eating bat), 4121 nucleotides long. RefSeq names its product zinc finger protein 547-like. Bases 103 to 1557 code for a protein of 484 amino acids. Gene Ontology annotation, molecular function: RNA polymerase II cis-regulatory region sequence-specific DNA binding; DNA-binding transcription activator activity, RNA polymerase II-specific. Gene Ontology annotation, cellular component: nucleus. The record is from RefSeq and is a predicted model, not a curated record. Gene Ontology annotation, biological process: regulation of transcription by RNA polymerase II. The transcript is spliced from 4 exons. NCBI's taxonomy places the organism in Eukaryota, Metazoa, Chordata, Mammalia, Chiroptera, Phyllostomidae.
UUCAGAGGCCCGCCUGUGAGCCUGUGACUUGAAGCGACUUUAGCGGGCGUGGGUGCGCUCAGUGGUCCCGAGCUGCAUCAGACUUGAGUCCCAGCGAAGUGAAUGGGAAGCGGGAGCAGAGGUGUUGUUAAGAUACAACGGAGCCCUUUUAUUACGGCAGAUCUUCUCGCAUGCUGGUGGCGGGUCGCGCCUGUGAGCCCGACUGAGGUUACCGUGACAUUGGCAGAAAAGCUUAUGGAUCUGGCACAGGGCCGUGUGGUCUUUGAGGAUGUGGCUGUACACUUCUCCCAGGAGGAGUGGGGGCUCCUGAAUGAGGCCCAGAGACGCCUGUACCACAGUGUGAUGCUGGAGAACUUGGCACUGUUGUCCUCCGUAGGUCGUUGGCCUGGAGUCCAGGAGGAGGAGGCCCCUUCAGGGCAAGGUGAUUCUGCGGAUGGGUCACAGGUCUGGGCCUCAAGUCCAGAUCCAUCCACCCAGAAGUCUCAUUCUUGGGAGAUGUGUGGCCCACUCUUGAAAGACAUCUUGCACCAGGAUAAGCAGGACAGGACGCACCCUGAUCAAGGCCUGUACAGCUGUGGGGGAAAGAACGAACACCAUAAGCAGCAAACUGGAGAGAAACUCUCCAGACCGGACAAGGCGAGGUCUUCAUUCGUGAAGAACUAUGGAGUUCACGUGACAGAGAGGACGUUGUCACGCAGGGAGACACCCAGCACCGGCCAUUUCCAACAACAGGCUUCCCACAGCGUGGGGAAGCCACACAGGGAUACUGCAGGUAGAGAGAUCUUGCAAAAUGGGCCAAACGAUUACCAGUGCACUCAUUGUGGGAAUGCCUUCCUCUAUAAACGUGUACUUGUUGACCAUGAGAAAGUCAACGCCAGAGAGAAGCCUUCUGAGCAUAGGGAUUGUGGAGAGACUAGAAACUCCCAACUUGAUCAGCACCAGAAAGUCCACACCAAAGCAAGGUUUUCUGAGCACUCAGAGUAUGGAGUAUUCUUUACACAGGUAUCAUGCCUCAAUGACCACCAGAGAAUUCACAGCAAGGCGGAACCUUUUGGGUGCAGCCAAUGUGGGAAGGCCUUCCUUACACUUUCCCAACUCAUUGGUCACCAGAAAGUCCACUCUGAAGAAAGGCCUUACAUUUGCAGUGAAUGUGGGAAAUUGUUUGGGAACCGCUCCACAUUCAUUAGACACCAGAGAGGUCACACUGGAGAGAAGCCCUACGAGUGCAGUGAAUGUGGGAAAUGCUUUGGGAACCAUUCUACACUGAUUAUACACCAGAGAGUUCACACUGGAGAGAGGCCCUAUGGGUGUGGUGAAUGUGGGAAAACCUUCACACGCAAACAUAUACUUGUGCACCACCAGAAAAUCCACAGUGGAGAGAGGCCUUAUGAGUGCAGAGAAUGUGGGAAAGCUUUCAGCCGCAAAGACAAAGCUGUUGAACACCAGAAAAUCCACACUAGAAAGGAGUUACGCACGCAGCGACUGUCAGAAAUCCUUUCUGGACGGCUCCUCACUCAUCAUUCAUCAGGGAGUUCACACCCGAGAAAGGCCUUGUGACUGUAACAAAUGUAGGAAGUUUUUUAGUACUGCCUCACACUCAUUAGAUACCAGAAAAUUCACACUGGGGAAGGGCCAUGAGGUAGAACACCCCUUAGUUGCUGCGAGUGCAGCUAAUGUGAACAAUUUUCCUGGUUCCACUCCAGACUCAUACACACCAGCAAGUUCACAUUGCUCUGAGGUCAUAUGAGAGCAGCAGAUACGGGAACGACUUUGAUGACAACUGCGGCCUCAUUAAACAUUGUCAAGUUUACAUGGGAAAAUGCCAUCUGAGUGCAAUGAAUGCUGCAGAGUCUUUCACUAAAAUUCCCAUCCACUUGACUCUGGAAAGUUCAUACCAGAGAAAAAAUUUAUGAGAGCAAUAAGUGGGGAAAAGAUUUCAGCCGAAAGUCUGCUCUAAUUGGCAUUGUAAAGUAUGAUUAUGUACUUACGGAUUUUGUACUUAAAGUACACAUACAUGAAAUUUUUGCUUAAGUAUUUUAGUGUACCGUUCAAUACCAUUCAAUGUUCCCAUUGUUCAAUGGAUAUCAAGAACUCUUCAUCUUGCAAAAGUGAAACUGCACAUUAAACAACAACUUUGAUUCUUUUCUUCCUGCAGCCUUUGACAACCUUUUUAUGCUACUCUGUCUCUGCAUUUCAUUGCCCCCAGCUACCUCACAUAAGAUCAUACAGUUUUUGUCUUUUUGUGAACAGCUUUCUCUACCUGCCAUAAUUUCAGAAUUACCUUUCUUUUCAAGGCUGAGUAAGACUUCAUUAUAUAUCUUUAUUAUAAUUUCUCUAUCCAUUCACUCACCUGCUAAUGGACACUUCCCUUGCCUCCAUAUUUUGACUGAUGGAAAGAUUGCUGCUCUGAAGGUGUCUGCACAAAAUCACCUCAAGAUCCUGCUUUCAAUUCUUUUGGAUAUAUAGCCAGAAGAGGAAUUGCAGGAUCAAAGGAUAAUUCUAUUUUUAAUAUUUUGAGGAACCCAGGAACUGUUUUCAUCAAGGUCCACAAGAUUUCCAAUAUCUCCACAUCCUCCUCAGUCAAUUUUUAUUUUCUGUUUUGUAUUUAAUAGUAGCUAUUUUAGUGAGUGUGAGGUAGUAUUUUAUUGUGGUUUUGUUUAAUCUUUCUCUAAUGAUUAACAAUUACAUACUUCUUGGCCAUUUGUGUAUAUUCUUUGUGCAAAUGUCUAAACUUGUCCAUUUUAAAAUCAGGUUAUUUUCUUAGUGUUGGGUUUAGCAGUCUUUAUAUAACCUAGAUACUAACCACUUAAUGAAGAUAUGAUUUAUAAAUGUUUUCAUCUAUUCAAAAGGUCACCUGUUCACUCUGUUGAUAUAUAUUUACUUAUUUUUAUGAGAGGGGAAGGAAGGGAGAGAAACAUGAAUCAGUUGCCUCUCACAAGCACCCCAACCAGGAACUGGCCUGCAACCCAGGCAGGUACUCUGACGGGCAAUCAAACCCAUGACCUUUUGCUUUGUGAGAUGAUGCUCAACCAACUGAGUCACACCAGUCAGAGCUGAUAGUAUUCUUGAAUGCAGGAGUCCCCAGCCCCAAUUCUGGUCCAUGGCCUGUUAGGAACUGGACUGCACAGCAGAAGGCGAGUGGCGGGCCAGUGACCGAAGCUUCAUAUGUAUUUACAGCCUUUACCUAUUGCUUGCGUUACCACCUGAACUACACAUCCUGUCAGAUCAGCUGUAGUAUUAGAUUCUCAGAAGAAUGCAAACCCUACUGUGAACUGAGCAUGCCAGAUAUCUAGGUUGUACAUGCCUUAUGAGAAUCUAAUGCUUGAGGAUCUGAGCUAGAGCUGAGGCGGUGAUACUAGCUAGCAUGGGGGAGUGGACGCAAAUGCAGAUUAUCAUUACCAGAAAGGUUUGACUGCAGAGACCAUAAUCAAUUGCUUGCAGACUCAUAUCAAAACCCUAUGAGUGAGUGACAAGUAACAUACGUUCUGGAUUUUAAAGUGAAGGCAGAAUAUUCUGAGAAGGCAAAGCAAUCUGAGAUUGCCACCAAAGCACUGAUAAGCCACCUUCCGUUUCCAACAUCUUACCUUUGCUCAGCAGGGUUUUCUGCAAAGACAGCAACCAAAACGGGAUCAUGGAAUAGACUGGACAUAAGCAGCACACUUUGGUGUUACUGUCUCUCAUUACCCCCAGAUGGGACUUUCUUGUUGCAGCAAAACAAGCUCAGGGGUCCCACUGAUUCUGCAGUAUGGUGAGUCGUAUAAUUAUUUCAUUGCAUAUUACAAUGUAAUAAUGAUAGAAAUGCACAAAUAAAUGUACAAACAGUGCACAGUAAAUGUGAUGUGCUUGAAUUGUCCUGAAACCAUUCACACACAUAUACACACACCUUGGUCUGUGGGUAAAUUGUCUUCCACAAAAUAGUCCCUGGUGCCAAAAAAGUUGGGGACCGCUGGUUUAAUGUACAGAAUAUUGUAAUUCGAUAUAGUACAAUUGCUCUGUUUUUGCUUGUGUUUCCUGUGCAUUUUGUGUCAAUGCCAAGAAGUUCAUUGUUGAAAAGAUUGCCUUCUCCCAUUGGAUUCUCUUAGCACUCUUGUCAAUUAUCUGAUCAAAUAUACUGCCUUUCA